Salvia miltiorrhiza (redroot sage) is the source of this 2262-nucleotide messenger RNA. RefSeq lists its product as uncharacterized. The transcript has 3 exons. Gene Ontology annotation, molecular function: nucleic acid binding. Gene Ontology annotation, biological process: DNA integration. NCBI's taxonomy places the organism in Eukaryota, Viridiplantae, Streptophyta, Magnoliopsida, Lamiales, Lamiaceae. Bases 1 to 2262 code for a protein of 753 amino acids. The record is from RefSeq and is a predicted model, not a curated record.
AUGACUGUUGUGAAGGGUGAGUCUGAUGAGAUGAUUGCUACACGUGUGGUCACUGGUUGGAGAGUUUGCAUAGAUUAUCGCAUGUUGAAUGCUGCUACUAGGAAAGAUCAUUUUCCCCUUCCCUUCAUUGAUCAGAUGCUUGAUAGAUUGGCUGGAUGCAUGAUGGCUAUUUUCCAUGAUCUGAUUGAGAGUGUGAUGGAAGUGUUCAUGGAUGAUUUCUCUGUGUUUGGUAGUUCUUUUGAUCAUUGUCUAGAGAAUUUAUCUGUUGUGCUUGCUCGUUGUGAGGAAACUAACUUGGUGCUUAAUUGGGAGAAGUGCCAUUUUAUGGUGCGAGAAAGCAUUGUUCUUGGCCAUAAAGUUUCAGCUGCAGGUUUGGAGGUUGAUCGAGCCAAGAUUGUUGCCAUAGAGAAGCUCCCGCCACCAACCAAUGAUAGAGCUGUGCGUAGUUUUUUGGGUCAUGCCGGAUUCUACCGCCGCUUCAUCAAGGACUUCUCAAAGGUUGCUAAGCCGUUGAGUCAGCUGUUGGAGAAGGAUGUCAAGUUCUGUUUUGAUGAUGCUUGCACAGCUGCGUUUGAGACUUUGAAGAAAGUCUUAGUCACAGCUCCUGUUUUGAUUGUGCCGGAUUGGACGCAGCCAUUCGAGUUGAUGUGUGAUGCCAGUGAUAUUACUAUUGGAGCUGCGUUGGGUCAGAAAAGGGACAAGAUUUUUCAUGUCAUCUAUUAUGCCAGCCGGACUUUGGAUAAAGCUCAGGUGAACUACACGGUGACCGAGAAGGAGAUGUUAGCAGUUGUUUAUGCUUUUGACAAGUUCCGCGCAUACUUGAUCGGGAUAAAAUCGCAGCCAUCCGAUUUCUCUUUGACAAGAAGGAUGCCAAGCCACGACUCAUUCGAAAAUCCGGUAGAAGGAGAGGAACUUCAAGUUCCAAUCAAGGAGACAUUCCCGGAUGAGCAGAUUUUGCAAGUGAGCUCGCCUACACCAUGGUAUGCCGACUAUGUGAAUUUCCUGGCCGCCAAAUAUCCUCCACCCAAGGAUUUGAGUACUUAUAAGAAGAAGAAAUUCUAUCAUGAUGUGAAGUUCUACAUGUGGGAGAAACCGUUUCUUUACCGACGAUGCGCCGACAUGGUGAUUCGUCGUUGUGUGCCAGAAGAGGAGUGGGGACCGAUCCUCACUCAAUGUCAUUCAUCACCGAGUGGAGGCCAUUUUGGAGCCAAUAGAACCACUUUCAAAGUCCUACAAAGUGGUUUUUAUUGGCCCUCUAUCUUUAAGGAUGCCCACGCUUUCAUAUCUCGUUGUGAUCGUUGCCAACGUAUGGGUGGUAUUUCUAAAAGGCAUGAGAUGCCUUUGACUAGCGUGGUGGAGGUUGAGUUAUUCGACGUAUGGGGGAUCGACUUUAUGGGUCCGUUUCCUUCAUCCUAUGGGAACCAAUACAUCCUUUUGGCCGUAGAGUAUGUGUCGAGAUGGGUCGAGGCCAUUCCCACCGCCAAGAAUGAUUCAAAGGUGGUGAUGAAAUUUCUGCAAAAAUACAUCUUGUCAAGGUAUGGAGCGCCGCGAGCUUUAGUAAGUGGUGGGGGAUCACACUUCUGCAAUCGAUGGUUGGAUAACUUGUUGAAGAGGAACGGAGUAAAGCAUCGUGUCACUACGGCGUAUCAUCCUCAAGCGAAUGGCCAAACCGAGCUAGCCAACCGUGAGAUUAAGCAAGUUUUGGAAAAGACUGUGAAUGGAGGUCACAAGGAUUGGGCGAUAUUGCUAGAUGACGCUCUUUGGGCGUAUCGCACGGCAUACAAAACUCCUUUAGGUAUGUCUCCAUAUCAAUUGGUGUUUGGAAAGUCGUGCCACUUGCCGGUGGAAUUCACCCACAAAGCUUUUUGGGCGGUGAAAAAGUUGAAUUUGGACUUUCACUCGGCUGGAAAAGAGAGGAUGCUUCACUUGAGUGCUUUGGAAGAAUUUCGUGAUCAAGCUUUUGAAAACUCUAGCAUUUAUAAGGAGAGGACGAAAAGGUUUCAUGACAAGAUGAUCCUCAAGCGAGAAUUUGCCGUGGGAGACCAAGUACUAUUAUUCAAUUCUCAUCUUCGUUUGUUUCCGGGAAAGUUGAAGUCAAAGUGGUCGGGACCGUUCACCAUCUCCCAAGUUUUCCCCAAUGGAACGAUUGAGUUGAGCAAAGAACGAGGUGAGCCGUUUCGAGUGAAUGGGCAGCGAGUGAAGGCUUACUAUAGCCCGGAUCAAGUCCACACGGUGGACGUCAUCGAUCUUCAUGAUUGUUGA